UGAAAUUGUAUCUUGACAUUUUUUUCCACACGUGACACUCCAUCAUUCUUUGCUAUAUCGUUUCUAUUAAUAUUCCAUUUGGGAUCUCUGUUGCUAAAGCUGUCCCAAUCUGUGUAGGGUUCUUUGUGACAAAAGAUGGGACUCUGCUUAAAAAAACAGCAUUAAUGUGCCCUGUCAGAAGUGAUUAGAUAAUAAUGGUUUGUGAAAAUUCCAUUUGGGAUGGUUGAUUGUUUUCCAGGGUGACACUUAUCAGAUGUUUCAGUUUUAUCAUCUCUACUUGUAAAUAUCCUGUGCUCCAAAAAUUGAAUUAAAAACCCCAAAUCCAACACGAGCAGUUUUUAAAAUUACUGUUUUAACCACAAAAAUCAUCCAAUCCAUGAAAAUAACAAAUACAACAUGGAUGGAUGGAUAGAUCUAGAAUUCCUCUCCUUUGUUUACCCUACUGCAAAUAUGUUUGCUUAAGAGCAAUAAGAGUUUAUAGUCAAACUUUGCAAUCCAGAGUUUCACAUAAAAUGUACAACAGACGACCCAGAUGGCAAAUGUUGAUAUGUAAAUCUAAAACAUGAAAAUUUCCACUAGGGGCCAGAUGGUGGCUUAAUGUGAACUGUUUAACAUUUUAUGCUUAUCUUAUUAAAACUGCUUUUAUUAGUCCAAAGCUGCAUAAGUUAGCAGUGUGGUUUGGAAAAGACUCUGGAACAGCAUAUCACUAAAGGAACAAAAAAGCAAACACUGAGCAGAAGACAACAUUUACUGCAGGGACCAUGGAAGAGAAAAGCAGAUCCAUGUCUGAUUGGAAAGGUGGUUCUUCCUCCAUUUAUAGAUAGCUUUUGCCCGAACAAUUAUUUCCUCUGACAUGAUGCAAGAGCUUACUGAACUGAGGAGAGAGAACAAACGGCCACUUGUGAAGACAUGAACUUGGUUGACAUUCUUUGGAGGCAAGAUAUAGACCUUGGGGCAAGACGUGAAGUUUUUGAUUUUAGUCAAAGACAGAAGGAGUAUGAACUCGAAAAGCAGAAGAAACUUGAAAAGGAGAGACAAGAACAGCUCCAAAAAGAGCAAGAGAAAGCUUUACUGGCUCAGCUGCAGCUGGAUGAAGAAACAGGUGAAUUUAUUCCCAUUCAGCCUGCCCAGCACAUUGAGUCAGACAACACAGGCAUGCCAACCAAUUUUUCAAAGACUACACAUAUUUCAAAACCAGAAGCAGAUGCCUUGUCCUUUGAUGACUGCAUGCAGCUUUUGGCAGAAACAUUCUCAUUUGUAGAUGAUAAUGAGGUUUCUUCGGCUGCAUUUCAGGUGCUAGUACCUGCUCAUAUAGAUAGUGACCCAAUCUUCAUUACUUCUAAUCAGACUCAGCCACCUGAAUCAUCAGUCCUUCAAUCUCCUGUCACUGAUGUAGAUAAUAUGGAAAACAUAGAGCAAGUUUGGGAAGAAUUACUGUCCAUUCCAGAACUACAGUGUCUUAACAUUGAAAAUGAUAACCUGGCUGAAGUAACCACUAUUGCAGACCCAGAAACCAAGCCAUCAGAGAUUCACAGUAACUUCUACAACUCGUUACCCAUUACUGUUAAUUGCAAUUCAGAUUUCCUCAACACUUUUGAGGAUUCCUUUUCUAACAUCCUACCACCAGAAGACCUCAGCCAGCUGAGAGUGGCCUCUUUAGAUACCACUUCAUGUUUAAGCUCCAACUUUUCUGAAGAUUUCUACUCCACCUUUGUUGAUCCAAAGGUGAAUGGUGACACAGCAGCACCAAACAUUGUCAACAAGUCAUUUGCUGAAGUUCCAUAUGAACCUAUUGAUAUUUCUGAUUUCUCACUGUGUAAAGCUUUUAAUGGUGACUAUCAGGGAAAUGCACCAGAAUGUAAUGAUUCUGACUCUGGUAUCUCAUUGAAUGCAUAUUCCAGUACUGCAUCCCCUGAACAUUCUGUUGAAUCAUCUGUUUUUGGAGAUGCAGCUUUUGGAUACAGUGAUUCUGAAAUGGAAGAAAUGGAGAGUGCUCCUGGAAGUCUGCAACAGAGCAAUGCUCAAACGUAUUCAUUGCAGUUCCAUGAUCCAGUCCCUCCUUCCCUAGGGCCAAGCACUCAAAAGUCUGAUCUGCAAUGUGUAAACACACCAAAGAGAGAACAACCUGCCAGUCCAGGCCACACCAAAGCUCCAUUUACAAGAGAUAAACCUUCACGCUACCUUGAAGCUCAUUUCACAAGAGAUGAGCAAAGAGCAAAAGCUCUGCAUAUCCCUUUCUCUGUAGAAAAAAUCAUCAACCUUCCUGUGGAUGACUUCAAUGAAAUGAUGUCUAAGGAGCAGUUCAAUGAGGCCCAGCUUGCACUUAUUCGUGAUAUACGCAGGAGAGGCAAGAAUAAAGUGGCUGCUCAAAACUGCCGUAAAAGAAAACUGGAAAACAUCGUGGAACUGGAGCAAGACUUGGGUCAUUUAAAGGAUGAAAAAGAGAAAUUGCUCAAAGAAAAAGGAGAGAAUGACAAAAGCAUCCGUCUAAUGAAAAAGCAGCUUACCAACUUGUAUCUUGAGGUCUUCAGCAUGCUACAUGAUGAAAAUGGAAAGCCUUACUCUCCCAGUGAAUACUCACUGCAGCAAACAAAAGAUGGCAGCAUCUUCCUUGUUCCUAAAAGCAAGAAGCCAGAGACUAAAUUUUGACAGGCAAGGAAGCUAACUGGCUUUGACAGAGCUGGUAUUUUUAUUCUAAUAGCUUUUACUGUGAUGUGAAAUGCAGAAUUGUCAUAUUUUAAAGUGAUUUAUGCAAAUAUAUAUCUAAAGUUAAUAACUAGUAUAUUAAAUACACAAGUUAAACUAUUAGUGCAAUGCAUAUGUAUGCAAAAUGUGUAAUCUCAUUUUUCUAACAGUCAAGAUUUCCUUCUUUAUAGCUCCACUUUGGCUAGUUUCUGUAUGAGUGUAAAUAUUUAAAGACAUCUUAUUUAUAUACUGUUUUAUCUCAUCUGUUAUAUUUUCAUAUAAAUCUAUGAAUAUAUAUAUGAUUUUAGCUGGCUAAAUACAGUUGGUCUUGCAACAAAUUGUAUUCAGACAAAUUUUUAUAAAUAUAAAUUGAAUAAUGUUCACCACUUUUCUUAUAUAUUUUUAUUUGCUUUACAUUUAAAAUAAACUUUAAUUUAGUAUACAA
Gopherus flavomarginatus (Mexican gopher tortoise) is the source of this 3130-nucleotide messenger RNA. RefSeq names its product NFE2 like bZIP transcription factor 2 (gene NFE2L2). Bases 910 to 2649 code for a protein of 579 amino acids. Gene Ontology annotation, molecular function: RNA polymerase II cis-regulatory region sequence-specific DNA binding; DNA-binding transcription factor activity, RNA polymerase II-specific. Gene Ontology annotation, cellular component: nucleus. The transcript has 6 exons. The record is from RefSeq and is a predicted model, not a curated record. Gene Ontology annotation, biological process: cellular response to oxidative stress; regulation of transcription by RNA polymerase II. Lineage: Eukaryota; Metazoa; Chordata; Testudines; Testudinidae.